UCCAUUGGCGAAUCCUGGGGUUUACCGUUGCGGCCCGCAAGACUCGGGGAAGGCAUCAGAAGCUUGUUAAGACGGCCGGUCUUCCCACAUCUCGAUACACAUUUCUACCUCUGCUCUGCAUCCCUCUCAUCGAAAGCCUGACAACCCAAACAUUUGUCAACAUGGUCCGUCUCAGUCUUUUGGCACUCGCUGCCACCACGCAGCUGGCCCACGCAUGGCUGCCCAACGACGGCACCAGGAAGCUCUUGGAUACCCGCGGCUUCAGCGUCUUUGACAACCAAAACACCACGUCUGACGACUCUGACGGCGUGAGCAAGCGUUGGUGGACGGCUUCCGGCAAGAUCAGGGGCGUCAACCUGGGCUCCCUGUUCGUCUUUGAGCCCUGGAUCGCCAAUAACGAGUGGAACACCAUGGGCUGUGGUGGCCAGCAGUCCGAGUUCGACUGCGUCAUGAACACGGGCCAGGAGAGGUCUGAUGCCGCGUUCCAGAAGCACUGGGAUACGUGGAUCACCGAGGGCGACUUGGAUGAGAUGAUGUCCUACGGCAUCAACACCAUUCGUAUUCCCGUGGGAUACUGGUUGGAUGAGUCGUUGGUUGACCAGAACUCUGAGCACUUCCCAAGGGGAGCUGUCAAGUACUUGAUCCGGCUCUGCGGCUGGGCUAGUGACCGCGGAUUCUACAUCAUCCUGGACCAGCACGGUGCCCCGGGAGCUCAAGUGGCGAAGAACUCGUUCACUGGUCAAUUCGCCAACACCCCUGGCUUCUACAAUGACUACCAGUACGGCCGGGCUGUCAAGUUUCUCGAGUUCCUCAGGAAGCUUGCCCACGACAACAACGAGCUUCGCAACGUCGGCACGAUCGAACUCGUCAACGAGCCCACCAACUGGGACUCUUCCGUGCAGUCCCUCCGCAGCACGUUCUACAAGAACGGCUACAAUGCCAUCCGCAACGUCGAAAAAAGCCUCGGCGUCAGCGCCAACAACUACUUCCACAUCCAGAUGAUGUCCUCGCUCUGGGGCUCUGGCAACCCGACCGAGUUCCUCGACGACACCUACUUCACCGCGUUUGACGACCACCGCUACCUCAAGUGGGCCAACAAGAACGACGUUCCCUGGACGCACGACAGCUACAUCUCGACGUCAUGCAACGACAACCGCAACGGCGACGCCUCAGGCCCGACGAUUGUCGGCGAAUGGAGCAUCAGCCCGCCCGACGAGAUUGAGAACUCGGACGACUGGAACCGCGACACGCAAAAGGACUUUUACAAGAAGUGGUUUGCGGCGCAGGUCCACGCCUACGAGAAGAACACCGCCGGGUGGGUGUUUUGGACGUGGAAGGCUCAGCUUGGAGAUUACCGUUGGUCCUACAGAGACGGUGUUAUUGCCGGAGUCAUUCCCAGGGACCUGAACUCGAUUGCCAGCUCGGGCGUCUGCGGUUAGGAGUCAUCUUUGACAAUAUAGACGAGGAACGGGAGAUUUGACAUGCAUUCUCAUUGUAGAUAUUUCCAUACAUACAUAAGCAUUUGAACGUGUAAAUGGCC
This is a messenger RNA of Colletotrichum acutatum, 1540 nucleotides long. RefSeq names its product endo-beta-1,6-glucanase. Gene Ontology annotation, biological process: glucan catabolic process. The transcript is spliced from 6 exons. The record is from RefSeq and is a predicted model, not a curated record. Gene Ontology annotation, molecular function: beta-glucosidase activity. Bases 162 to 1439 code for a protein of 425 amino acids. NCBI's taxonomy places the organism in Eukaryota, Fungi, Ascomycota, Sordariomycetes, Glomerellales, Glomerellaceae. Gene Ontology annotation, cellular component: extracellular region; cell surface.